This is a messenger RNA of Parasteatoda tepidariorum (common house spider), 2307 nucleotides long. Its product is annotated as putative nuclease HARBI1. NCBI's taxonomy places the organism in Eukaryota, Metazoa, Arthropoda, Arachnida, Araneae, Theridiidae. The record is from RefSeq and is a predicted model, not a curated record.
AAUUCGCAGUGCAAUAAAUGUAUGAAAAUGAGCACCCGGAAGUUUACCGAACGAACAUAAAUAAAAUUUAUAUUUUUCCUUUUUUCUCCGCUUUUCUAGUCUUUGUAAGCCAAGAUAUUUUAUUAACUGUUGUAUGUAAUUCAAAUAAACGAUGUUUGAUGGCUCCUUUUGCUAAGUUUAGAUAAUUUCAAUGUCUUCUUUUUUCUAGCAUUAUUAACCUAGUUGAUUCUUCUGUACAUUAUUAAACAAAAGAAAUGGAUGGUUUUGAAUUUUUCUCAAUAUUUUUAAUCGAUGAAAUAGAAAGGGGCAGAAGAAUGCAUGUUCGCCGGUCAUUGAGAGACGCUCAAGAUCCCUUAUCGUUACCUGAUCGAACAUUUAUGAGACAGUUUAGGAUCAGCAAAAACUUGUUUUCUUUUUUAGUAGAGGAAUUAAAGCCUGUUCUUCUUAAUAAAGGAGUUGUCCGAAUAUCACCUCAAGCAAGAAUUCUAGUAGCUCUAAGAUUUUAUGCUACUGGAAAAUAUCAAAAGUCACUUGCGGAUGAUAUCUUUGUAUCUGUUAGUCAAGCUUCAGUAAGCCGAUGUAUUCAUCAGGUUAGCAAAGCUAUUAAUGAAUUAUUGUUUCCAAAAUAUAUAAAGUUUCCUACUGUUGAAGAGGAACAAUCAGAAGGGCAAACAAAAUUCUUUGAAAAAUAUGGAUUUCCUAAUGUCAUCGGUGUGAUUGAUAGUACUUGCAUUGCUUUAAAGUCAAUAGAAGCACAGCAUCCCAAUUUCAUUAAUAGCAAAGGUGUUCACUCCCUUAAAGUGCAAAUGGUAACAGAUUCCUCAUUGAAGAUAUUAGGUAUAUGCUCCGAUUCUCCUGGUGGCACAGAGGAUAGUGCUAUGUGGUAUAAAAAUGAAAUUAGGGAAAUAUUGUCAUUGCAUCAAAAUCAUAACUCAUGGCUUUUGGGUGAUGGUAACUUUCCUCUGGAGCCCUGGUUACUAACUCCUUUUAAGAAUCCAGAUGAAAAUGAAAAAGUGUUCAACAAAAAGCAUUACGCUGCAAGGGAAUGCAUGAGAAAAUGCAAAAGAACAAUAAGAUCACGAUUUAGGUGUUUGGAUAAUGAACUGAAAUUAAGUUAUGCUCCUGGCCAGGUAUCACAAAUUAUAGAUGCUUGUGCAGUUUUGCACAAUCUGUGUAUCAUAAAGAAUGUUCCUUUCCAUUUGACUGAAAGUGUAGAUGAAGAUAGUGAUGAUUCUGAUAGUGAGGCAAAUGACAAUGGUGAACAAAUUGACGAAAACAUUAAUAGCAUUAUUAAUGAUAUGGCUUCAUUCACUCGUCAAAGAGUAUUGAAAGAUUUUUUAUCAACUACCUUAUAGUAAAUUUCAGCUGAAAUUGUUGCUUUUUUAAUCUUAACAAAUUAUUAAGGUACUAAUGAUAAUAAAAAUCAUAUAAUGAUGAUCGAUGAUACCAUAAUGAUGAUUCCUUAUAAUGAUGGUUAUAAUUUAAUUAUGAUAAUGUAUUUUGCUGAAAUAUUAUGUUAACUAGUCUUCCAAUUUGUCCUAUGAUAAAUUUAAGAUUGACUGUAGGGCCAAGAGUUUUUUUUUUAACACUUUCAUUUUAUUUUAUCUGUUUUUUAAUUGAAUAUUUUUGCAUAAAUUAUACAUAACUUUUCAUAAAAAAUAAUUGUUUUAGAAAUUUUUUAUUAACAUUCAAUAUUAUAAUUAUUUUUAUCAAUUUAUAAUUUUUUAAUGAUAUUAGGUGCUUGUCUCACCCAACUAGUCAUACUAGUCAUCACUUCCAGGUUCGGCAUGCAUUUCAAUAUUCCUUUUGUCCAACCUCACCAUUUUUCCAAAAUACUUUUUUUUUCCCAGUUAUAAUUAUUUACUUAAACAGCGAAAAACUUAAAAAAUUAAAUCAUUAUUCUAGAAAAGUUCGAAUAAAUUAUUCUUUUCCUAUUAAUGAACCUAAGAUAUACAUUUCCUUUUCAACAUAAUUUCAGAAAAAUCAUGUUAUUUUACUAAACUUCAAAAUUUAGCAUUUUCUAAAUAAAUCAUUCCAAGCAUUUGUGACAUCUAAUUCAAAAAUAUCCAUUAUUUUCUUAUUUGAAAAGUGUAUUGGUGUGAUGAUAAAAGAUUUAUUCCCCUCAAAAUUAACAAUUGAAGCAUCUAAGUACAUGAAUUUUUUCGCCCAAUCAAUACAUUAAACAUUGAAUAUGUUUCACAAUUUGUAUCAAGCAUAUGUUUCAUAAUUAUAUUUUCUGUGUCCAAAAUCUUACAAACUAAUCCUUGUUUUUAACAAAAAAAGAGUUUUUUUUUUUUAGAUAUUUAU